Messenger RNA from Asparagus officinalis (garden asparagus), 1115 nucleotides. Its product is annotated as zinc finger CCCH domain-containing protein 6-like. Gene Ontology annotation, molecular function: mRNA binding; metal ion binding. The transcript has 7 exons. NCBI's taxonomy places the organism in Eukaryota, Viridiplantae, Streptophyta, Magnoliopsida, Asparagales, Asparagaceae. The record is from RefSeq and is a predicted model, not a curated record. Bases 118 to 864 code for a protein of 248 amino acids.
AAUAAAAAAUCAAACCUUUCAAAUCGGAGAACGAAAAAGAGAGAGCUUUAAGUUCUCACUUCUUCAUUCUCAUCUUCUCCAUCGAUCUCCGUCUACAAGCUUCUUUACUAACCCGCCAUGGAUUCAGAGACUGGACUUGAAGAAUCAAUGUGGCAGAUGCGAUUGGAACCGAUUAGUCCAGGGUACCCGAAGCGGCCGUAUGAGCCAAAUUGUAGUUACUAUAUGCGUACAGGCUAUUGUGGGUAUGGCGAUCGAUGUCGAUUCCAUCAUCCUCGUGAUCGCUCGGUUUGUGUUGAUUUCCGGCAGGUAUUUGGAGGUGGAAGGAUGGGUAGUGGGGAUUAUCCGGAGCGUGUUGGUCAGCCUGCAUGCAAGUACUUCCUCAAGACUGGCAUUUGCAAGUAUGGUAGCUCAUGCAAGUAUGAUCAUCCAAGACAAGGAGCUGGGUCUGCUCGCACUGUCCCCUUAAAUUUUUAUGGAUACCCUCUUCGUCUGGGUGAGAGGGAAUGUGCUUAUUAUAUGAGAACAGGCAAGUGUAAAUUUGGCUUGACUUGCAAGUUCCAUCAUCCCGAGCCAACAGUGUUACCAGCUCCUUUCAUCCAGCCACCUUAUGGUUCAGUGCUGAUAUCUACUGGGGUUGUUUCAGUUCAGGGUUGGAGUCCUUAUCCGCCAACAGCAAACCCUUUAUUGUCUCCUGGAGGACAGCAUGGUGUUCAAACUGGAUCCUUAUUUAGUUCCUCAAAUCCGCUGUCUCUUUCAGCUUCAGCAUUUCCAAGGCCUAACACAGAAGUACCAUCUUCUACUGGUCUCCCUCUUCAUCCGGUGAAUGAGGGGUCAUCUAUUGUUGGCAAUGCAACUGUGGGUUAAAAGAAAUCCUAAAAUCGACAUAUGUUUUGAGUUCAAUUGAAUAGUCGAUAGAGUGUGAAACAUGUGUUAGGAUGGAAUGUCAAGCUUCACAUUUUGGCUACAUGAUCUCAGUCCAGGGCCCUUAGAGCAAGGAUAUAAUCAUCAGUUGGUUUAGAUAAUUGUAAGUCAAGAAACAGUAGAUCUUCAUCAUGAGUUGUACUUUUCUUUGCAUGUUAAAUGUCAUGUAUCUCCUGUCUCUAGUACUUUCUUAA